This is a messenger RNA of Pelagomonas calceolata, 546 nucleotides long. NCBI's taxonomy places the organism in Eukaryota, Pelagophyceae, Pelagomonadales, Pelagomonadaceae. The record is from the annotation of a GenBank genome assembly.
AUGAGAACCAAUAAACGACGAUACUUGCCCAUUGUCACGUCGGAGGACUGUGGGAUACUUGCUGUGGUAACCCAUGUUGAUAUACUCGAAUACUUUGUUGCAACGUUUCGGGAAGAACGACGCCUCUUUGACCAGCCCAUCCAGGAGUUAGGUAUUGGCACUUUCGAUGAGGUUAUGACUGUCAACACCACGACUUCACUUGAAGAUGUGUUGAAACUUCUUUGCAGACGUAAUUUAAGCUCAGUGCCGGUCGUUGACAAGUCGGGUCGCAUAGUUUCCCUGUAUAAUCAUUCUGACAUUACCUUUCUUGCAACUGCAACUGAUGCUGACUCUGUCGUCGUCAACCUUGGGUCCUCGAUUGAAGAUGUUAUCGCGCAGCGUCGCUCUGAUGAACCAUUACAUACUUGUUCACAGUGUGCUACGCUCCAGUUUGUCUUUGAAUUCUUCGCGGAUGUCAAGUUUCGGCGUCUCAUCUGCCUUGAUGUUGACAGGAGGCCGGUUGGAAUUAUCUCGGUUCGCGACCUCCUUUCGUACUUUGUCGAUUGA